This is a messenger RNA of Alligator mississippiensis (American alligator), 723 nucleotides long. RefSeq names its product chromosome 11 C15orf48 homolog (gene COXFA4L3). NCBI's taxonomy places the organism in Eukaryota, Metazoa, Chordata, Crocodylia, Alligatoridae. Bases 74 to 337 code for a protein of 87 amino acids. The transcript is spliced from 4 exons. The record is from RefSeq and is a predicted model, not a curated record.
GCGGGAUAUAAGGGCAGCCGGGGCGGUUCCCGGACGAUUGGGGCAGUGCUGUGUUGCGCUGCGGGUCGGCGGGAUGGGGAACACGGGCUUCUUCCACCUGCUGCGGAAAAAGAAAGAACUCAUCCCCCUGGUCGGGUUUGUGGCCUUCGCCGCGGUUGGGGCUGUCUCUGCUUGUGUCUAUGCCCUGGUCAGCAAGACGGACGUCAUUAUUAACAAGUCUGGUAAUCCAGAACCUUGGGAAAGAGUGGAUCCUACCAAGCCUAGGAAGCUCUUGACGUUGCACCAGCAAUGGAAACCCAUAGAAGAGCUGGAAGAGGUCAAAAAGCUAAUGAAGUAAAGAGUUGCCAUUGCCUCAAAGGUACUCUAUGAAUCUAGUGGAAUCAUUUCUGCACAAACUCGACUAUUGAAAUCAGUGUGCGGAAAUGCUUCUGCUACAUUUUUAGGGUCUCCCUACAUUUUUGGACUCUGGAUGAGGAUUUUCAUUUUGCCUUAGAAGUUUUUCUUCAAUAUCCACCCAGUCCAAAAAUAAAGAUGUUUCAAAUAUUCAUUCUCAACAUUUAACUUGAUGUACAAGUUCAGUAUUCAAAGUAUUAACAGAAUGAAGCAUGCUUCAUUCAUGCAUGAGUUUUUUAUAGAUUGUUGAUUUUUAUGUUCCUUUAAAAUAUAUUUUAAUUUUGUAAUUUUAUCAUUUUCUUUUCCUAAUAAAAUAAGCAUUUAUAUUUA